GCAGAGAAUGGAGUAGCUCAAGAAAUAACUCCUUUAGAGAAGAAGAUAUGUGAACAGAUUGAAAACGUAACACUUUCAUGCAUUAUUGCAUUAUAUUUAAUUUGCCUGGAGUGCAAGUCCGGGGAAACGAGCUGGAACACUGCGUGAGCUGCGUAUCCUGGAGUAGCACGAGGGACAAGCUGGAGCACCAUGUGGGCAGUGAAUCCCGUAUUACUUCAGUGAUCACAAUUUGCUACGAGAUAAAUUUCUCAAAGAACAGAUCAAAUUGGAUGAUGGUUGGGUACCCCUGGAAACCAUGAUCAAAUUUAACAGGUUAAGCCGUUUGACGACAGAUUUUACUGUGAUAGUGGAAGGACUAAAGAAAUCAAAAAGUGGACUUCUAGAAAUAAGCGAAGACAAAACCAAAAUUCGUCGUUCUCCAAGCAAGCCUCUGCCUGAGUUUGAAGAAUAUAAAAACUCUGUGAAAGCUAGAUCUGUGUAUGUUAAAGGCUUUCCCACAAGUGCUACCCUUGAUGAGAUUAAAGGUUGGUUUGAUGAAACUGGGCCUGUGGAGAAUAUACAGAUGAGGAGAACGUUGCAGAGGCAGUUUAAGGGAUCAGUGUUUGUUGUCUUUGAUGGUGUAGAUUCAGCCACAAAAUUUGUUGAAACUCCAGGGCUGAAGUAUAAGGACAAUGAUAUGAUUGUGCUUUCCAAAGAGUCUUAUUUUGUAAAGAAAGCUGAAGAAAGGAAGCAACGUAAAACAUUAAAAAACAAGAAAAAUGAGAAAGACCACACAGGUGAUCAUGCUGUGUCGGACAUGAAAUCCUUCAAGGAAAAAUCUGGGUGCUUGCUGAAGUUUGCUGGUGACCUUGCUGAUCAGACGUGCAGAGAAGAUAUUCAUGAAAUUUUCUCCAAUCAUGGUGAAAUACAGUGGAUAGAUUUUAUAAGGGGUGCUAAAGAGGGGAAUAUCCUUUUUAAAACCAAUGCAAAGGAAGCAUUUGAAAAGGCGAAAGAAGCCCAUGGAGGAAAACUGCUGUUAAGAGAUAAAGAUGUAACUUGGGAAACGGUAGAUGGUGAAGAGGAGAAAACAAUUUUGAAGAAGAUAUUAGAAGAUCAACAGGAGUCACUGAACAAGCAAAGGACCAAAGCUCGAAGAGGUGGUAAGGGAAAUUCGGGACAACAGAGGGUGCAGUUCCAAGGCAAGAAAACAACAUUUGAGAGUGAAGAUGAAGAUCAGGGAGUGGAACAAACGAAAGAAAUUACUGUCACCAGUCCAAAGAAGAGAAUCCUUGAAGAAACUGAAACUGUAGAUGAGCCUGCAGCAAAAGAACUGAAAACAGAUCAGGUUGAUGAUCAGUAGGAUCCAAUUUGACCUGUACACCAAACGAAAUUAACCACAUGGCCUGAUCCAAGGUGUUUUAACUGUUUAAUUUUGGUCUCUGCAUUGCCUCCAAUGAAAUCUUCCAGAGGGAUGGAAUUUAUUUAAACGAAAACCGUAUGAAGUCCACUUCAAUGUCAAUCUAGAAUUUAAAAAAAAUUAAACUGUAUAUUUGAAGAUGCCUUAAGCAUGCAGUUAAGAUUUAUGUAGGUGUUUUUGUAAAAAAACAUUUACUUUUGUUAAAAGAUUGGAUUACUUUAUUGGCUGUUUAAUUAUUUCCUUGCAGGGAUUAUGUACACAAAAUUGAUACUAAUACCUUGGAAGUUUGACAGUUUUAGUCUUAAUAUUGUACUAAUGUAAAUAGUCUGCAAAUUAUUGAAUAAAACACUGAAUUAUAUAAA
This is a messenger RNA of Stegostoma tigrinum, 1758 nucleotides long. RefSeq names its product small RNA binding exonuclease protection factor La (gene ssb). The record is from RefSeq and is a predicted model, not a curated record. Gene Ontology annotation, molecular function: RNA binding. The transcript is spliced from 12 exons. NCBI's taxonomy places the organism in Eukaryota, Metazoa, Chordata, Chondrichthyes, Orectolobiformes, Stegostomatidae. Bases 296 to 1339 code for a protein of 347 amino acids. Gene Ontology annotation, biological process: RNA processing; positive regulation of translation. Gene Ontology annotation, cellular component: cytosol; nucleus; ribonucleoprotein complex.